Penicillium daleae is the source of this 1029-nucleotide messenger RNA. RefSeq names its product Mo25 family protein. The transcript has 3 exons. Bases 1 to 1029 code for a protein of 342 amino acids. Gene Ontology annotation, biological process: intracellular signal transduction. Gene Ontology annotation, molecular function: protein serine/threonine kinase activator activity. Lineage: Eukaryota; Fungi; Ascomycota; Eurotiomycetes; Eurotiales; Aspergillaceae. The record is from RefSeq and is a predicted model, not a curated record.
AUGGCUGAUGCUGACUUUGCCCCGAUAGAGAUCAACACAUCACCCGAUCAGGUCCACGCUUUGGUCCAAGCGACUCUCCAAGAAGAUUUACUCUAUGAUUUGUCACGAAUUAUUCACCUCCUCCCCUUCGAAGCCCGAAAAGAUACGCAGACCAUCUUCUCCCAUAUUCUACGAUUCCGGCCGGCCUCGUAUGCGACCGACAAAGACCCUCCGGUCAUCUCAUACAUUGUUCACAACCGACCAGAGAUCCUUGUUGAAUUAUGUCGGGGGUAUACGCAAACUCAGAGUGCCAUGCCUUGCGGCGUGAUUCUACGGGAGGCUCUCAAGUUUGAUGUGGUCACAGCGGUGAUAUUAUAUGACCAGUCACACGAGGGAGAGCCCGCAGUCCGACUCUCGGAGUUGAAGCCCAAUCUUCCACAGAAUGGCGACGGUGUGUUCUGGAACUUUUUUGAGUGGAUCAAUAAAAGCAAUUUUGAAGUCAGCGCCGAUGCAUUUACAACAUUCCGGGGCUCCAUGCAGGAAAUCUUGACACGUCAUAAGAGCUUGGUGACUGCAUAUCUUGCGACCAACUUUGAGUUGUUUUUUGGGCGAUUCAAUGACAUCCUUAUCCAGUCUGACUCAUAUGUCACCAAACGACAAAGCAUCAAGUUGCUGGGCGAGAUCCUGUUGGACCGUGCCAACUACAACGUGAUGAUGGCCUAUGUGGAAAGUGGGGAUAACCUCAAACUGUGUAUGAAGCUGCUGCGUGAUGAUCGCAAGAUGGUGCAGUAUGAAGGGUUCCACGUUUUCAAAGUAUUCGUUGCAAACCCGAACAAAUCGGUGGCGGUUCAGCGAAUUCUCAUCAACAAUCGGGACCGACUGUUGAGGUUUUUACCCAAAUUCCUGGAAGACCGGACGGAUGACGACCAGUUCACGGACGAGAAGAGCUUCCUAGUGCGCCAGAUUGAACUCCUCCCCAAAGAGCCCGUCGACCGGAGCCGGACCAGUCGAGAAUCCCCGUCCGGGGCCAACACCGCCGCGGUGGCUUGA